Messenger RNA from Apis dorsata (giant honeybee), 833 nucleotides. RefSeq names its product pair-rule protein odd-paired-like. NCBI's taxonomy places the organism in Eukaryota, Metazoa, Arthropoda, Insecta, Hymenoptera, Apidae. Bases 16 to 819 code for a protein of 267 amino acids. The transcript has 3 exons. The record is from RefSeq and is a predicted model, not a curated record. Gene Ontology annotation, biological process: regulation of transcription by RNA polymerase II; central nervous system development. Gene Ontology annotation, molecular function: DNA-binding transcription factor activity, RNA polymerase II-specific; RNA polymerase II cis-regulatory region sequence-specific DNA binding. Gene Ontology annotation, cellular component: nucleus.
GGCCAGAGGCAAGAGAUGUCCUGCAUGUGGGUCGAUCAGGACGCGCCCGGUCCCGGAAGGAAGCUUUGCGGCAAACUCUUCAACUCCCUCCACGAUAUCGUGACGCACCUCACCGUGGAGCACGUGGGCGGUCCCGAGUGCACCACGCACGCGUGUUUCUGGCAGGGAUGCUCCCGUAACGGCAGGGCCUUCAAGGCCAAGCACAAGCUCGUCCAUCACAUAAGGGUGCAUACCGGCGAGAAACCCUUCCCCUGCCCGUUCCCUGGCUGCGGGAAAGUCUUCGCGAGAUCGGAGAACUUGAAAAUUCACAAGAGGACGCACACCGGCGAGAAACCGUUCAAGUGUGAAUACUCGGGUUGCGAGAGGCGCUUCGCGAACAGCAGCGACCGCAAGAAGCACAGUCACGUCCACACCUCCGACAAGCCUUACAAUUGUCGAGUUUCUGGAUGCGACAAGUCGUAUACUCAUCCUAGCUCGUUGCGCAAACAUAUGAAGGUGCACGGCAUGACCCUUGGCGAGGGCAAGAUAGGAGGAGGCUACGAGAGUGAGGGUGAAGAGAGCAGCAGCAGCGGGGGUAGCUUGUCCGUAACCGGGCAUACCGAGUCGCCGCAGCCGCCUCCGGUCGUCCCGACGACGACCGCGACCAACCCACCGUCGAGCCAUCCUUCGACUAGGGGCCCAGAGUUGACGGAGUGGUACGUCUGUCAGCCGCCAACGGUCGGUCCCCAGCACAGCCCCUUGCCGGGUCCACCGCCUCCCCAUCACCUCGGCCCGCACCACUUCAACCCGUUGAUGCAUCACCAGGCGACCGCUUACUAGUUUUCCUCAACCGA